CCCCGCCCUCCCCAACGGCCGCCCGAGCGCGGCGGAUUCAAACCGGGUCUCGAACCGGGCCGCGGGAGCCUCGCCCUCCCUCCUUCCCCGGCCGAGCGGCUGGGAGAGUGGGACAGGGACAAAGACCGGGAAGCACUGGCCUUGCUGCGCCUGUGUGAUGAUGAAAGAUAUGGCAUUCUCAGGCCUGGAAGAUUUAUGCAUCCACAUCAAUACAAAGAUUUCAAAUGUCAAAGACUGUAUCCAAAUGAGACACAUAGGUGAACAUGAAUCCUACAAGCCUGUGCUCCAUAAAAUACAGAAUGAGAUGUACCUUGUACAUGAUCUCCUGGAUAAAAUGGAAAUUAUAGUUAAAGAGCAAGAAAAACUGAAAGAUUUGCUAAAAGAGAUCCAGAAGACUGCUGAGAGAGAACAAAAAGAAGCACAUCACCUCCUUGAACACAUUCCACCUUACCUGCCUAAACCAACCAACAGCUGCGUCAUGGUGCCAAGUGAGAAACAGGAAGGACAGAAAAAUGCUGUAGAACCUAAGCGUGAAAAGAAGCCUGGAAAAAAGGCAAUAGCCAUUAAAGAAGUGGCAUUAAUAACCACAGAGGAGUUUGAAAGUCUUCCUGUGUAUCUGAAAGGCCGUAUGGCACAGGAUCAGAUUAAUGCAGUUGUUCAAGAGAUAAACAAGGCCGUGGUGGGCAAGUACAAGAUCUUGUACCAGCCUUUGAAGUCUAUGAGUGCAUCAGUCAAAAACCUCUACUACAGGUUCAUGGAAGAAGAAACUAAGGACACAAAAGGACAGUAUUUUAUUGUGGAGGCUGAUCUCAAGGAGUUCACUGAGCUGAAGCUGGAUAAGCGUUUCUACAGCAUCCUCAACAUCCUGAGGCACUGCCAGAGAGUGAAGGAGCGCCGGAGCUCGGGCUUCAUCCGCUACAUCAUCUGCUAGCCUGCUCCCCGUGCCUGCCCGCCCAGGAGAGAGACCUGCCACCCGUGCUCCUGUCCCCAGACAGCAGGGACUGCUUUCCAGGAGGGCUGUUUAAGUGUUUGAGGAAUUUUUGUGAAGCCAAGGGGAACUCAGACCCAAACCAGAAAGGCAGCUGGGCACAGGCAGUUAAUCACAUUUUCUGGUCAGCACAGUUAUAAAGUAAAAUAGAGUUCUCUGCAUGUUAA
Messenger RNA from Catharus ustulatus (Swainson's thrush), 1155 nucleotides. It is a transcript of the gene SKA1, whose product is annotated as spindle and kinetochore associated complex subunit 1. Gene Ontology annotation, molecular function: microtubule binding. Gene Ontology annotation, biological process: mitotic cell cycle; cell division; regulation of microtubule polymerization or depolymerization. Lineage: Eukaryota; Metazoa; Chordata; Aves; Passeriformes; Turdidae. The coding region runs from base 158 to 931 and encodes 257 amino acids. The record is from RefSeq and is a predicted model, not a curated record. The transcript is spliced from 7 exons. Gene Ontology annotation, cellular component: outer kinetochore; spindle microtubule; mitotic spindle.